Messenger RNA from Echinops telfairi (small Madagascar hedgehog), 1794 nucleotides. RefSeq names its product keratin 3 (gene KRT3). Bases 1 to 1794 code for a protein of 597 amino acids. The transcript has 9 exons. Gene Ontology annotation, cellular component: keratin filament. Gene Ontology annotation, biological process: keratinization; intermediate filament organization. Gene Ontology annotation, molecular function: structural constituent of skin epidermis. NCBI's taxonomy places the organism in Eukaryota, Metazoa, Chordata, Mammalia, Afrosoricida, Tenrecidae. The record is from RefSeq and is a predicted model, not a curated record.
AUGAACAGACAAGUCUGCAAGACGUCGGGGGGCCGCAGCCAGGGCUUCUCUGGCCGCUCUGCCGUGGUCUCCGGCAGCAGCAGGAUGAGCUGCGUGGCUCGCUCUGGGGGAGCCAGUGGAGGGGCCUGUGGCUUCCAGAGUGGAGGUGGUGGCUUUGGAAGCCACAGCCUCUACAACCUGGGUGGCAACAAGAGCAUCUGCAUGAGUGUCGCAGCUGGUGGCUCCCGGGCUGGUGGCUAUGGUGGAGGACGUAGCCUCUGUGGAGGUGGCUAUGGAGGUGGCUAUGGGGGUGGCUAUGGAGGUGGCUAUGGAGGUGGCUAUGGAGGUGGCUAUGGGGGUGGCUAUGGAGCUGGCUUUGGGGGUGGCAUUGGGGGUGGUUUUGGUGGUGGCAGAGGACUAGGAGGUGGCUUCGGUGGUCCUGGUGGCUUUGGCCCUGGUGGCUUUCCUGGAGGCAUCCAAGAAGUGACUGUCAACCAGAGCCUCCUGCAGCCCCUCAAUGUGGAAAUCGACCCCCAGAUCGGGCAAGUCAAGACCCAGGAGCGGGAGCAGAUCAAGACUCUCAAUAACAAGUUUGCCUCCUUCAUUGACAAGGUGCGGUUCUUGGAGCAACAGAACAAGGUCUUGGAGACCAAAUGGACCCUCCUCCAGCAGCAGGGCACCAAUUCCAUCACAGGCACCAACUCUCUCGAGCCCUUUUUCGAGAGUUACAUCAGCUCCCUCCGGACCCGCCACGAUGCCAUCAUCGGGGAGAGAGGCCGCUUAGACUCCGAGCUGAGGAGCAUGCAGGACCUUGUAGAGGACUACAAGAAGAAAUAUGAGGAUGAAAUCAACAAACGUACCACAGCCGAGAAUGAAUUUGUAACCCUGAAGAAGGAUGUGGAUGCUGCUUACAUGACCAAAGUGGACCUUCAGGCCAAGGCGGAUGCCCUGCUGGAUGAGAUCAACUUCAUGACCACCCUGUAUGACGCGGAACUGUCUCAGAUGCAAAGACACAUCAGCGACACCUCGGUGGUGCUGUCCAUGGACAACAACCGCAGCCUGGACCUGGACAGCAUCAUCGCCGAGGUCAAGGCCCAGUACGAGGACAUCGCUCAGAGGAGCAAGGCUGAGGCCGAGGGCCUGUACCAGACCAAGCUUGGGGAGCUGCAGACCACGGCCGGCAGGCACGGCGAUGACCUGAGAAACACCAAGAGCGAGAUCAUGGAGCUCAACAGGAUGAUCCAGAGGCUGCGGGCCGAGAUCGAGAACGUCAAGAAGCAGAACGCUAACCUCCAGGCAGCCAUUGGGGAAGCCGAGCAGCGCGGGGAGCUGGCCCUCAAGGACGCCAAUGCCAAGCUCCAGGACCUGCAGGACGCCCUGCAGAAGGCCAAGGAUGACCUGGCCCGGCUGCUGCGGGACUACCAGGAGCUGAUGAACGUCAAGCUGGCCCUGGACGUGGAGAUCGCCACCUACAGGAAGCUGCUGGAGGGCGAGGAGUGCAGGAUAUCUGGAGAGUGCCAGAGUGCUGUGAGCAUCUCCGUGGUCAGCAGCGGCAGCACGACCUCAGCGUCCGCCGGCGGCUACGGCGGCGGCUACGGCGGCGGAUUCGGGGGCGGCAGCGGAUUCGGAGGCGGCAGCGGCUUCGGGGGCGGCAGCGGAUUCGGGGGUGGCAGCGGCUUUGGAAGCGGCAGCGGCUUUGGCUCUGGCUCCGGGGGUCUCGCUGGAGUCAGCGGCGGAGGCUUCAGCACCGGCAGCAACCGGGGCGGCAGCAUUAAAUUCUCUUCCUCCUCCUCCUCCUCCCAGCGCCGAUCCUGA